This is a messenger RNA of Plenodomus lingam JN3, 1014 nucleotides long. RefSeq lists its product as uncharacterized. Gene Ontology annotation, molecular function: glycosyltransferase activity. Gene Ontology annotation, cellular component: cytoplasm. Lineage: Eukaryota; Fungi; Ascomycota; Dothideomycetes; Pleosporales; Leptosphaeriaceae. The record is from RefSeq and is a predicted model, not a curated record.
AUGCUGUUGAAAGCCAACCUGCAAAGCCGACCCUGGGCCGUGGUUGCACUCGCCACCGCGACAGCAUUCUGUCUUUUCCUCAUCUUUUACACCACCAUCCCUUUGACUGACUUGUCCAACCGACCGAUCAAGCCAUGGGCUACUGAAGCUCAGCCCGCACCGGAAACGAUACCUGACCUUGCGAUUGCAACCUUCCUCACUGGCCAGGCACAAGACGACACGUAUUUCAACGCGACCAAGUUGCUCGCAUACCAAUUUCUCCACGACCCGCCCACCAAGAUUACGAAUCCAAACAUAUCCUUUAUUGUAUUAUGUGGGAAUAAGCUGCCGGAAGAAAAGAGAGAGGUUCUUCGAAAGAUGGGUGUUGUAGUCAUUAGCGUAGACGACGUGAAACGACCGGAAUGGAUACACGUGGGGACAGAGCGUUGGAGCGAGCAAUUCACCAAGCUGCGCCUAUUCGAAAGGACUGAAUACAAGCGCAUCCUCUACAUUGAUGCUGACUACCUCAUCGUACAUCCAAUGGACGGCAUCUUCAACAAUACCAUCGUUCAGCACUUGUCGUCGCCGCUUCUGGACCGGAAGGGCGAAAUUCACGACGACGAAGGCCCACUGCCAAACAAGUUUUUAUUUGCCGCAAGAAUCGAUAACGGCGGUGUUGGAGGCGAAAAACACGACGUGCCUCCGCCGAAUGCAAAUUACUUAAACGCGGGCUUCAUACUCCUUGCGCCGGACAAGGCCAUGUACGAGCACCUGGUGACGGUCAUGAACAUCGAGAACCGCUAUCGCUCCUUGCUCAUGGAACAGGACAUGUUCAAUUACAUCUUCCGUCGUGAGGGACCAUUGCCCUGGCGCGAACUCGAUUGGAAAUGGAGUGCGAAUUUUGUAAACGAGAAAGACAUUGAGUUUGGGGUGCACAGUCUGCACGGCAAGUUUUGGUGGGAAGGUCCGGAAUACGCGCGUAAGCUAUGGCGCAGCACAAUGGACAAGAUGGAGCAGUUUGUGGAGACUCUAUGA